Molecule: messenger RNA, 4534 nt
Organism: Acanthoscelides obtectus
Lineage: Eukaryota; Metazoa; Arthropoda; Insecta; Coleoptera; Chrysomelidae
Source: the annotation of a GenBank genome assembly
AUGCAGCAGAUGGGACUUACGCCUGGACAGCCCUUGGUACCAGGUCAAGUUCAAGCAGUCGCGGCGAACCCCUACUUAACCGGCAUGCCCCAGGUGGGCGGCACCUACAGCCCCUACUUCGCACCUGCUGGUCUGCCGAUGCCCACCAUCAUGGGGGCGCCGGGAGACCCCACGGGGGGUGUUGGGAGCCCCUUAGGGGUCGUAGCGCCCCAGACGGUAGUCGCGCAACAGAAGAUGCCCCGAUCAGACAGGCUCGAGGUGUGCCGCGAGUUCCAGCGCGGCGCGUGCAAGCGUCCCGAGGGCGAGUGCCGGUUCGCCCAUCCGCCGGAAUCGGUCGCCGUGAACGAAGACGGCACGGUGACCGUGUGCAUGGACGCCGUGAAGGGCCGGUGCAACCGCGACCCCUGCAGAUACUUCCAUCCCCCGCUGCAUUUGCAGGCGCAGAUCAAGGCCGCCCAUUCGAAGGCGGCCGCCGCUGCAGCUGCCGCGGCUGCAGUCGCCGCUGUCGCGGCCUCCGCAACCGCCGCACAUGCAGCCACCGGAGCACCGGUGGCCGCAGCUGCCGCAGGAAUGGUAGCACCGCCUCCACCGCCGCCCUCAGUGGCUGCCCUAGCCGCCCAUCAGCAACAACAGGCCGCCCAAGCGGGCCAUUCGCAGCAGCAACAGCAACAGAUGCAGCUAGCCUUCGAGCUGCAAGGGAAGAAGAGGCCCAGAGAAGCGUCCGCAGCUGCAGGAGACGCGAACGCAGCUGAUCUGCUACUGAUGGAUAUGAAAUCAGUGGGCUCUUUUUAUUAUGAAAAUUUUGCCUUCCCGGCUGGCAUGGUACCUUACAAGCGACCAGCGGCCGAUAAAUCCGGCGUACCCGUCUACCAACCGAACGCCACCACCUACCAGCAGCUGAUGCAGCUCCAGCAGCCGUUCGUGCCCGUCUCAUGUGAGUACCCUUCAUCCCCUGGCACUCCUAACGCCGCCGCCUCUGUAACCACAAUGGCGACCGCCGGUACUGCCGCGCCACCGCCCCCGCAGCACCCUCCUCCAAGCGCAUCCGCUUCCCCUCCCGUCCAACCUCCAACCGCGCCCGGUACUCCCAAGGAGGACGCACAGCAACAGCAGCUGCAGCAACAACAGCAGCUGCAACAGCAACAAUUGCAGCAACAACAGUUGCAACAGUACCAGCAACAGUUGCAACAGCAGGUGCCUCCUCCUCCUCCCAGCCACUCUGCUCCACCGCCUAAUAUGCAUCAUGACCCCGCGGCACUCGCUAAGGAAGUAGCGCAGCAGAAUUACGCUAAGGCCAUCAAGCUAGCUGCGAUGAAUCAACAGUUGAAUCCUUUGAACUACACCGGCGUUUCGUUGAACAAGCAAAUGGUUGCUGCAACGCCUCAACCUGCUGCGUACUCUCGGUACCCCGCAACUUUACCAUUUCAGUUCCAAGCUAGCGGUUUGAGCCCCUUGGGUCUCGCUAACCCCUACCAAGCCGCAUUGGCGCAGCAAAAUCUCCUCAAUCUCCGUACAGCGCAAGCGGCACAGCCUAACUACCAGAUUAACCCCUACUCGUUGAUCCGACCACAAUACAUGACGGCAGCUGCUGCGCCUGCUCAGUAUCAGUUACUUCAACAGCAAGCGCAAUACCCGGUGACUGUCAGCGCUGCGCCAAUCACGACAGCGACGUCCAGCGCGAGUAUAGCUGUCGCUGCUGCACAAAACAAUAAUAAUAACGUCGUAUUACAGCCUUAUAAGAAACUGAAAACCACGUAGAUUCCACAGAAGCACGUUUAUGAGCCGUUCGGUGAUAGUUGACUGUUGAUGCUUGCUUUUUUGGGGAGUUGUUGACAUACAGAAAUGCUCUAAUGGUUCCGAGAUGCCUUGGGCAGUAGUUACCACAGUUGUAGAUUAUCCAAAAACAUCAUCAUUUGGACACAGUUGAAACUGUGACAGAAGCACAUUGCAUCAAAUAGCCUGUUGUUAGCAAUUUUCAUAAGCAGUGGCAUUUCAACAACUCAACGUCAGUAGCGGAGUCAUUUAUCCUAAAAAUAUUUUUAUAAAGUUAGUGUUUUGUUGGUUACUUGUAUUUUUAUAUGUGUUUAAGUAUUUGUAAUAUUUUUAUUACGGGAUUUUCUAAUAUGUUGAUGAAACGUAUAGCGUUUUUAGUGUUUCCUAUUCUUUUAUAAUUGGACGUUUAUUAGUUUUUAAAACACACUUUUUAUCGUUGUCGAUGUUUUUCAGUGUUUGCAUAUAUUCUAAGAUAUGUCUAGUCAAAGGAAUUUAUGGGAAUAAAGAUACAUAAGAUAACAUGACGCGUCUUCAAUGAAAAGAUAAUCAAUCUCAUAACCGCAGGCUGGCUCUGACAUAAUGUCAAGAAUUGAUUCAGAUUCAAGUGGAAGUUUGAUAGCUAUUUUUCAUAAUUUUUCGCUAAUUAUCUUAAUGACAAGAGUAUUAUUUCCAAUCUGGAAGCAAGCCACAUUACGUCUACAUAAUUUUUCUCGAAAGGGAAGUAUCUUCGCAUCUUUUCGGAAAAAUAUUUUGAAUAACAAAUAUGCAUGUUGCCAGGCCCAAAAUUCCGUGAAAUGUACUUUAAGCAAUGUUUUUGAAUGAAUAGAAAAAAAUAGUUCAUUUAUUUUGAUCAGGUUUCUAUAAAUUCUUCUGUACAAUUGAUAGUUUUCGAGAUUAAGCGAUUUGGGGUUUGUGGAAGAGUGAAAUAUGCCAUUUUCGACCCAGAAACACAAUAUGAAAAAACGAAAGUGUUAAUUUUGCCAAAGUCACUGAAUAUUCUCAAACAUGCAUUAGCAAAAUCUCAAAGCAUUCUGGUAUGUAUUCUUAUUGUAAACCUUUGUUUUUUAUUGUGAAUCAACCGAAUCGAUGUGUACCUUGAGCGCGCGCUUGAUUAACAAUUAAAAAACAAAGAUUUCCAAUAACAAUAGCCCCUGAAAUGCUUUGGGACUUUAUUAAUGGAUGUUUGAGGUAUAUUCGGAAACGUUGGCAACAUAAAUUUGUUUGUUGUCAAAAAACUUAGUCCGGAGCAAAAAAACAUUUUUCGAAAUUUGUUUGAAAAACUUGCUUAAACAAUAUUUGACGCAGUGUUUGAGCCUAGCAACAUUCAGAUUAGUUAAAAGGGGUCCUUUUUUAAUAAUAUUAUACAAGCGACCGAACCAAGGUAUUGUUUUCGGGUGAAUGCUAAUAUACUUCGUGGACAAAACAAAAAAUGACCAUAUGAUGGUACAAGCAAUUUAAGUAUGUGUUAAAAUUCACUUUUAAUGACCACAUUGUAUUUGUUUGAGCACAGCAUUACUAUAUUUACACCACAAUCUGCAAUAUCUUUGAACUUGAGUCGUUGCUAACAAGUUGAUGGCCUUAGCGUAUGACGAUUCGACAGACGUGAUCAUGUUUGAAGAAUAUUUGACGAAUGAUAACAAAUAAAUGAUAAAUAAAACACUGGGCAAUGCUCUAAGCGUUCCAGGACCAAAAGCGAGUGCCUCUGAACUGUGAUACCUUCACACCUACUGCUUGCACCGCUGAUUAUAAACCCAACCCCUUAUCCUUGCCCGAUAUACCCCGCUUUUAUUCCUGAAAGGCAGGAAAAGCCUGCUCUUUUGUAGCGCAUCCGACUAAUCUUAUGGAACCUAAGGUUAGGGCUGAACUUACCGAUGCAGCAUACAGGGUGAGUCUGAUGUCUCUAUACAAAAAUAUGCUACAGGUUAUCAUACGUUUCCAUUUGCUUUGAUUUUGUUUCUAGAAGUACAGCAGAUUUCGAGCAGGCCUCGGAAAAAUAAAAUAAAUACGUAUCAAUUAUAAUUAAAAAGGUAUUUCAUCCAUAAUCAAAAGACGUAAUACAUUAGUAUUUUUGUCUACAGAUAUCUGCUCAUCCUUUACUAUUUUUCAUAUAUUUUGGACUCGAGUGCAAUUUAAAAAAAAAGUCGGAAUUAACGUAAGUUCAGUCGACUAUAAUUUAUAAGGACAAUGUAUCUUUGCCAUUUCAAAAAAUGUGAAGAACUUGUUGUAUUUUAGAAGUAUUUGCAUGGUAUAUAUUUAUAUAUUUACAUAUUAAUCAAAGAGAGCCUAAGUCGCAUGGUAGAUGAAUUAUGCGCUGUGUAUUUUUUUGUUAGUUUCAUUCACAGACGGUGCCAUCUCAAUGCUCGGUAGCUUGUUAACCGACCCAAAAAGAUAUGAAGAGACGUAUCAUGCACAAAACAUAAUUCUUACUUUUUGUAAUAAAUAUCUCCAACUGCCGUGUAUAACAAAUUAAAAAUAUUUCGUUUAUUCAAAAAUGUAGUUUAGUUCAAAUGUAAUAGAUGUAGAAUGGUCAAAUAAUCUUGGAUAUUUGUGUUCUUUGAAUAGUCAGCAAAAAAAUACGCAUUGUGAUGAUUAAGUGCAAUAUUGAUAAAUCAAAUUAACUUGUUUUAAAAACGUUGUAUGUUCAAGGCUACUUUUUAUUGUUGACAGCAGCUUCCUAAAUGGUUUUUGUUGCGAUGGAACUUUGGUUUGCCUUCGGCAUCAUAUGCAUCUCAAACGUCAUCCUUUUUUGCAAUGAAGUUAU